This is a messenger RNA of Ziziphus jujuba (common jujube), 3597 nucleotides long. RefSeq names its product villin-1. NCBI's taxonomy places the organism in Eukaryota, Viridiplantae, Streptophyta, Magnoliopsida, Rosales, Rhamnaceae. Bases 531 to 3233 code for a protein of 900 amino acids. Gene Ontology annotation, molecular function: actin filament binding. The transcript is spliced from 23 exons. The record is from RefSeq and is a predicted model, not a curated record. Gene Ontology annotation, biological process: cytoskeleton organization.
GGAGCGGGAAAAUAUCAGUCACAUGCACGAAAACGACGACGACGUCCGGCAAGAAAACGACGAUCUACACAGCGGCUACGACCUUAAGCUCCUUCAUUUUCACCAUUUCCUUUCACUCAGAAAGUGGGUCCCUUGUUAGCUGGACGGUUGGGAAAAAAAUUAAAAAAAAAUUUAAAAAAAAAAGAAAAAAAAGAAAGAAAGACAAGCAUGCUUUUGUUUGUCUCCUUUUUACCUUUUUAAUGCUGUUGCCUAAACCACUUAUCUACUUUCUUGCAUUCUAAUCUAUUUCCAAACACUCUCUCUUUCUCUUUUUGUUUUCAUAUAAUUUUCAAAGGGUCAGGGUGGUAAGGAAAUUAGGAAUAUUCCCAACUUAGUAUUCCCUCUAUUUGUAUUUUCUGCACAAUAACAACAAACAAAAUCAAUUUUCCAUUGGAUCCAUCAAAACCCAUGUCCAGAAAAAUAUAACAGAUUUUGCACUGCAGAAUUUUUUCAAUUAUCGUGGUUGUUUUGUGGAGUUCCAGAGCUGUGCAAUGUCUCUUUACUCUAAAGACGCAGAGUUAGAAUUCCAGGGUGCAGGAGCAAAAGCUGGCUUAGAAAUUUGGUGUGUUGAGAACCUCCGGUUGGUUUCCAUACCAAAGUCUUCACAUGGGAAAUUUUAUUGUGGAAGUGCAUAUAUAGUUUUGCAUACAACUUUGCCGAAAAGUGGAGCUCCACAGCAUGAUGUACACUAUUGGCUUGGAAAUGAUGCCUGCAAGGAAGACUCAGUGUUUGCAUCAGAUAAAUCACUUGAACUAGAUGCAAUCCUAGGGUCCUGCACCGUGCAAUAUAGGGAAAUCCAAGGCCAAGAAACAGGGAAGUUUUUGUCGUACUUCAAACCCUGCAUUAUACCUAUUGAAGGUGUAUAUACUUCACAAAAAGGGCAGUUACAUGAUGAAAAAUAUCAAGUCAGCAUGUUAACAUGCAAGGGAGACCAUGUUGUUCGUGUUAAAGAGGUGCCUUUUUCUCGGUCAUCAUUGAAUCACAAUGACGUAUUCAUUCUUGAUACUGCAUCAAAAAUAUUCCUCUUUAGUGGGUGCAACUCUAGCAUACAAGAAAGAGCUAAAGCUUUGGAGGUUGUGCAGUACGUCAAAGAUACUAAGCAUGGUGGCAACUGUCAGGUGGCAACUGUAGAGGAUGGAAAAUUUGUUGGUGAUCCUGAUGUUGGUGAAUUCUGGAGUUUGUUUGGUGGUUAUGCUCCCAUUCCAAAGGACUCACCUUCUUCUAUUCAAAAUCAGUCUAAUACAUCAUCUGCAAAACUGUUCUGGAUAACCACCCAGGGUAAACUAUGUCAAAGUGGAAAUAAUUCAUUAAGUAAAGAAAUGCUUGAGCCAGACAAGUGCUAUAUGUUGGACUGUGAUGAUGAGAUUUUUGUUUGGAUGGGAAGACAGACGUCAAUAACAGAACGGAAGACCUCAAUCUCAUCAACAGAAGAAUUCCUCAGAAGUCAAGACAGGUCAGCUGGUACCCAUCUAACUUCGAUAACUGAAGGGUUGGAAACCGCCAAAUUUAGGUCAUACUUUGAUAAUUGGCCUCAAAUGGUUGCGCCCCGGCUGUAUGAAGAAGGUCGAGAAAAAGUAGCAGCCAUAUUCAAGCAGCACGGUUAUGAAGUGAAAGAGCUACCUGAAGAAGAUGUGCAGCCACUUAUAGAUUGCAGAGGCACACUAAAAGUUUGGUGGGUAGAUGACAAUGAAUUGUCCCUUAUUCCAGGUCCAGAACAGAAAAAGCUUUUCAGCAGUGAUUGCUAUAUUUUGCAAUAUACGUACCCUAGUGAUGAAAGGGAUGAGAAUCUAUUUUAUGCAUGGAUUGGACGUGGGAGUGUUAUGGAAGAUAGAAGGGAUGCUAUCUCCCAUAUGAAUGUCAUUGCUGAUUCAACCAGGGGAAAUCCUGUUUUGGCACAGGUUGUACAGGAUAAGGAGCCAGUUCAGUUCUUUUUUAUUUUCCAGACAUUAAUUAUUUUCAAGGGAGGCAAGAGUGCAGGAUACAAGAAACUCAUAAUAGAAAAAGGUAUUGCAGAUGAGACUUAUGAUGAAAGCAAGAUAGCUCUUUUCCGUGUUCAAGGGACAAGUCCUAGUAAUAUGCAAGCCAUCCAGGUUGAACAAGUUUCAACUUCACUGAACUCGUCCUACUGUUAUAUCCUGCAAGCUGGAACAUCUGUCUUCACCUGGAUUGGGAGUCUCUCAUCAACCAGAGACCAUGAUCUGCUUGACAGAAUGGUGGAGCUCAUAAAUUCAACAUGGCAACCCAUAUCAGUGAGGGAAGGGAGUGAACCUGAUGUGUUUUGGAAUGCUCUUGGUGGAAGGGCAGAUUAUGCAAGGGCGAAAGAGAUAAAAGGACAUCCAGAAGAUCCACAUUUGUUUAUGUUGAACAUUACUGAUGAUGAUUUCAAGGUGAAAGAGAUAUACAAUUUCACUCAGGAUGAUUUAACCACUGAAGAUGUUUUAGUGCUAGACUGCCAUACUGAGAUAUUUGUUUGGAUUGGAUGCCAUUCAAAUGUUAAAUCAAAGCAACAAGGCCUUACACUUGGCAUGAAAUUUCUUGAGAAAGAUGUACUUGUUGAAGGGCUAUCUUCAGAGACUCCUAUAUAUGUUGUUAGCGAAGGGCAUGAACCACCAUUUUUCACUUGUUUCUUUGAAUGGGAUUCCUCAAAGGCAAAUAUGCAUGGCAAUUCAUUUGAGCGAAAGCUUGCUUUGUUGAAGGGAAAACCAAAAACCCUAGAGGCACCUGUACGAAACUCUAGGAAAACAUACUCCAGGGAGACUACCCCAGAUGGUGUAAGAAGCAAACCUGUCAAUUCUAAUGGCUGGGGAAGAAGCAUAUCUCCUGCAUCCGGUGUUUCAAGUCCAACUCCACCACUUGCCAGAGAACUUUUUUCAGGAUCUUCUCCUCUUAGCACUCCUGAUGGGUCAUUGAAGUCCAGAGAAUCUCCAAGAAUAGAUGAAAAAUCAUCACCAUCUAAGAAUGGGGGUUUCAUUCAGGCUGAUGGAAGUGAGGCUGCUAUAAAUCUGUUGAUAUAUCCAUAUGAACGAUUAAAAGUGGUUUCUAAGGACCCAGUAACAGGCAUAGACGUAACCAAAAGAGAGGCAUAUCUGUCUGUGGAAGAGUUUGAAGCAAAAUUUGGGAUGACAAAAAUGGACUUCUACAAGCUACCAAAAUGGAAACAAAACAAGCUAAAGAUGUCACUCAAUCUCUUUUAAACCUACCUUUCAGACAGUAACCUGAAGCAAAGAAAUCCACUGAUUUUCCAAAAAUAGAAGACCAUGUGGCAUUUUAUAUCCAGAUGUUAACUGGUGAAGCUAUUUUGUACCCAAAUCUGUGCUGCCGAAUCUUCUACUCAACUUCCACUGCCAAAGGAAAACCUUGAAUUUAACAGUUUUUUUUUUUUUUUUUUUUCCUCUUGUUUUGGGUGGGGAAUGAAUGGAUUGUUGUUGUAAAAAGAGCAGGAAUCCUUAAAAGGAAACAGAAAGUGUCAUUUAAUUACCUUUUUCACAUUGUGGAUUUGUGGUGGUAUGAUUUUCACUGAGAUUGACAACUCUCCUAAUAUAGGUGCUUUUGAAUGGU